This is a messenger RNA of Solea senegalensis (Senegalese sole), 3796 nucleotides long. RefSeq names its product dachshund d (gene dachd). The record is from RefSeq and is a predicted model, not a curated record. The coding region runs from base 314 to 2155 and encodes 613 amino acids. The transcript is spliced from 11 exons. NCBI's taxonomy places the organism in Eukaryota, Metazoa, Chordata, Actinopteri, Pleuronectiformes, Soleidae.
AAAAGGCUUUCGCUGUCCCCUAGCUCCUCCCUCUCUGUACCGUGUGACAACAACAACUCAUCCACAGAGCGGAGCUGCACUUUUCAGCUCAUUUUCCUCCUGUCAUUCCUCCUCCUAUCUUUGAUCAUUGUCCCGCCGCUCAGCCCCCCCAAACCCUCACCCAGCACGCCCUUUUUUCGGCACAGCUCUUUUUACUUCCAAACUUAUCUGAGGAGCUAAACUCUGGUGGAUUCUUUCAUUUCGGGGGUGUCUCGGCAGGCUGGGUUUUCUACUUUGAACUUCGGCUACUCUCUUUCCCCUCCUGUAGGUGACCAUGGCCGUACCGGCUGCUCUGAUCCCACCAACUCCUCUGGUCCAACCGCCACCGAUCUCGACUUCCUCCGCAACCACGUCCCCGCCGUCGACAACUUCAUCGCCAUCUCCAUCCCUGGCUCCUCCAUCCGGACCCGGACAGAACCUGUUCAGAUCAGAGCUGCUCGCCACCAGCAGCCCGGGCAUCCCGAACCCGAACGCGGCUCUUCCACCCGGCAAACCCGUGUACUCGACCCCGUCGCCAGUUGAGAACAUACCGCAAAACAAUGAGUGCAGGAUGGUCGAGUUGCGCGGUGCCAAAGUAGCCUCUUUCACCGUGGACGGCUGCGAGCUCAUCUGCCUUCCUCAGGCUUUCGACCUGUUCCUGAAGCACCUGGUCGGCGGACUGCACACCGUUUACACCAAGCUGAAGAGACUAGAGAUCACGCCGGUGGUGUGCAACGUGGAGCAGGUCCGCAUCCUCAGAGGGCUCGGCGCCAUCCAGCCAGGGGUGAACCGCUGCAAACUCAUCUCCAGAAAAGACUUCGAGACGCUGUACAACGACUGCACCAACGCGAGCUCCAGACCUGGCCGGCCCCCGAAGAGGACCCAGAGCGUGACAUCACCAGAGAACUCCCACAUCAUGCCCCACUCAGUCCCAGGCCUUAUGUCCCCUGGCAUGAUGCCACCCACAGGCCUGACAGCAGCAGCGGCAGCAGCUGCCAACGCAGCCAUCGCAGAGGCCAUGAAGGUCAAGAAGAUCAAGCUGGAGGCGAUGAGCGGCUACCACAGCAACGCCAACCACCACGGGGCCGACGGAGAGAACGGGGACCUCAGCUCCAGCGUCGGCCUGGAACUCCCCUUCAUGAUGAUGCCACACCCCCUGAUCCCAGUCAGCCUGCCUCCAGCCUCUGUCACCAUGGCGAUGAGCCAGAUGAACCACCUCAGCACCAUCGCAAACAUGGCAGCUGCAGCACAGGGCCAGAGUCUGCCCUCUAGAAUGGUUACCUCUGUUAUAAAACUGUUGGGGUUUCAGGAACGUGUGCCGGACAGUCCAUCCCCUGUUCCUUCCUUAGAAGACCACAGGAGGCCAGGCAGUCACCCGUCGUCCCACCGCAGCAGCAGUGUGUCCAGCUCCCCAGCCCACACAGAAAGCUCCUCCGACAGGAUACCAGCACACCACAAUGGGCUGUCCAUGAACCAAGCCCUGCUAGGCUUGUCCCCCAACAUUCCACCAGGACCUAAAGAGGGAGACCUGGCCCACGACAUGAGCCAUGAAGUAAAGAGGAUGCAUGCUGACAAAGAUGAAAACCUGAUGUGCACCCCGACAGCAAGAGACAGCUACGAGAGGUUGUCGUUUGCUGGUCAGGCUCUACCCCCUGGCUUUCCCUCACCAUUUCUCUUCCCAGAUGGCUUGUCAUCAAUAGAGACUCUCCUCACAAACAUACAGGGCCUGCUCAAAGUGGCAAUUGACAACGCACGGGCUCAGGAGAAGCAGGUGCAGCUGGAGAAGACGGAGCUGAAGAUGGAGCUGUUUAGAGAGAAGGAGCUCAGGGAGACUCUGGAGAAGCAGCUCGCCAUGGAGCAGAAGAACAGAGCAAUCAUUCAGAAGCGUCUCAAGAAGGAGAAGAAGGCCAAGAGGAAACUCCAAGAAGCUCUGGAGUACGAAUCCAAGAGGAGAGAGCAGGCUGAGCAGACACUGAAGCAGCCCUCACCCUCUGACAGCAUGCGUUCACUCAACGGUCAGAAGCUCCACAACUCCCUGACCCCUGAGAUGGAGAGUGACCGCAGCAGUGGAAGAACAGAUGCUGAAAGGACAAUACAAGAUGGAAGACUCUUCCUGAAAACCACCGUGAUGUACUGAUAAGGCCGCGAGGAGCCGGAGGAAAUCAAAAUUUCAGAGAAAAAAAAAAAAUGAGAGAGAAACAAAAAAAAAAGAAGUAGAACGAGAGAAAGAAAAGAAAACCCAUGAAGAUUCUCAAGAGCCCUUAUCCAGGCUGAUUAUAAUUGUGGAAAGACGUCAAGCUGCUUGUAGGAGUUCAGUGGAAAUGCUGUGUUCACCCAAAACGCUGGAGGAGAGAUUGUGUGUGAAUGUAGACUAAGAUCGUCACAGCGGCCAACGUGACAUAGUUUGAUGAGGCAAGUUUUGACAUUAGCGGAUUGGCCAACGUGAAGGAUAAACGUAUAUAUUGAGCACAGUAAAAACGUACCCGUGGUACACUGUUGGUAAUAAACGCAUACAUUCACAGCACUGAAGAUUUUUUAUACUGUAUCUCAGCCAGCGAGAAAAGCUUCGAAAAAGAAAUUCGAAAUGAAGUUUCCUGUUUUUGUUUUGAUUCUUUUUGUAUUUCCAAUUGAAUUUUGAGAAGCUAAAAAUGACGCGUGGAGAUGAAGCGCGUGGGGGGAAAAAAAAGAAUGUGAAUCCAUCCACGCGUUCGUCAAAAGAGAAGACUGACGCUUUGAUUUUAAUGUUUUCUAAAUUAGAUGACAAUACAAUCAAGUUUCCUUUUUACCAUUGUUGUACAUACAAGAUUGGAUGAUAAUGAUAGGAAAACUCCCUCUGUCGAACCCCAGUGGAUUGAUAAGGUAUGUGUAUAUAACGUUAAGAGGUAUUGUGUAUGCAGUAGAGCUAUUAGGCAAACAAUACCACAAUUUAUAUAAACCUACAGUUUUGUUCUAUUUCUGAGCCAUCAUUCUUUCCUAUAGCUGCCAUUUUUGGUGAGAAAGCAUGCAGGCAUGUAAAUGUUUGUCCUGGAAUUAUGAUAUUUAAUAAAUCCUAUAUUGUGCUGAACAAAUACUAGGGUUGACUCACCCAAGCCCAGUUGGUUUUGAAAACAUAACUUCUCAAACAUUUCACUUUCAAAAAUGAAGAAAUGAAUUUUUUUUUUUUUUGUUUGUUUUGCUGUUGAUAGUACUGUAAUCUUUGUAACAGAGGUAAUAUUUCUUGGAAUUUACUGUACAUUUGUCAUGAGACACACUCGAAAAAAUCGACACCUCUCCAUACUUUUCAAAAAAAAAAAGACAAAAAAAAAAGGAUGAUCACGUGUUAAGAAACAAUCAGUCGUGACACGGUGUUUCCAGAUCUCCACGCCGUUUAAUUACAAGGCUCGAUUCCCUGUUGAGCCCACACACACACACACACACACACAGACUUUUUUAGAGUGUGUCACACGAUAUCCUGAUGAGAAGAAAAACUCAUAAUAACUUCUAAUUUUCUUGUUACUUUCCCUAAAGACUUUUGAAACACCUGUGUAUAUUCUCUAGACAUGAGCUGAUGUCAGUCGUUUAACUGCAAACCAGUUUAGACCUUAUGUGUUACAAUCAGGAGACGAGGAAGACGAGGAGGAGGAGGAGGAGGAGGAGGAGUGUCCCAUGUUCACAAUGUGUUUGUUCUUUUUGUUCUCUAUGGAGUGUCUAGGUCUGUUGUCACUGAUAACUUAUAUAGCUUCUCGAAUCAUCUCUUCAUUGUAUUUCAAAUUCAAAUAAAGUUAACAUGUUGAUGAUA